Gossypium raimondii (Peruvian cotton) is the source of this 870-nucleotide messenger RNA. RefSeq lists its product as uncharacterized. The record is from RefSeq and is a predicted model, not a curated record. Gene Ontology annotation, molecular function: sterol binding. Gene Ontology annotation, biological process: intracellular sterol transport. The transcript is spliced from 4 exons. The coding region runs from base 280 to 750 and encodes 156 amino acids. NCBI's taxonomy places the organism in Eukaryota, Viridiplantae, Streptophyta, Magnoliopsida, Malvales, Malvaceae.
CUUUUCACCUAACAGUCACCGUCAACCAACUGCCAGUCUGGUUUGUCUAAGUAACAAGUCGCUCCCCGUCAAUCGUGCUGACCAAAUCAGACCAACGGCCUAGAUCACCCCCAAUUUCUCCAAACUGCUGUACUCAAUCUUUCUUCUCCCCUCCAUAUAUUCCCCCUUCAUUUCCAGCACUUUUCUCUCUUCCCUAAUACCAAAUCAAUCCUCAAAAUCUCUGCAAACUGAGAUUUAUAUACAUAUCUGAACUUUAAUUUUCUGUAAAAUCGAAACCAGAUGGAGAUGAUCCAGUACAACCGGUUCACCGCACACCUCUUGCUCCUCUCGUUGAUUCUAGUUGUUCCCUUGGCAGUCGCCACCGACGUUCAGUAUUGUGAUAAGCAAGGUGAGUAUGAUGUAAAGGUUCAAGGUGUUGAAAUUUCGCCUAACCCGAUCGCCAGGGGUCAGCCUGCUACCUUCAGUAUCGCAGCAACAACAGGUGCAGCUAUCGAUGGGGGGAAACUGGUGAUCGAGGUUGCGUAUUUUGGAUGGCACAUUCACAGUGAGAUUCAUGACCUUUGUGAUGAGACAUCUUGCCCUGUGUCAACUGGUGAUUUUGUGGUUUCUCACUCACAAGUUUUGCCCGGAUAUACUCCUCCUGGCCCGUACUCUCUGAAAAUGAAGAUGUUCGAUGCAAACAAACGUGAGUUGACAUGCAUCGGAUUUGAUUUUAGCAUCGGGUUUGCAUCAUCUGUGGCUGAUAGUUAAACAUUAGGAUUUAGAACACACGUUAAUGGCCAUGUAAAGUACUCUAUGCUGUUAUGUUCUCUAUAUGCCUUGUUGGAUGGUUACCUGGUUCUUUAAUAAAUUGCUCGACAUUUCGUAGGA